UCAGUCAGUCACUCUAGCGUCAGUGCAUUUAAAAGUUGUGCUUUUUGCCCCUUUCAAUCGGCAACCCUACUAGAAGAAUCGAAUCGCGAUUCGGGAAAGAAAAUUCUGGACGUACGAAUCGCCCCGGAGUUGCGGCCGGAAAAAAAAUCAACGAACCACCCAAAAACCAGCGAACCGAGGACGGUGGUGAUAAGACGGGUGCUUCUAUCAGCAGACGACGGGUGACGACGUAUUUCGGAAGACGUUUUUAGCGACCAGUCAGCGAACUUGCAAAAAACUGCGGUCGUGGCCCUCCAGAAAAAGCUACAAGAAAAAGAGCGGACCCCAGAUAAUCUGGCUAAUCAACCAGGAUGGGUCUAAAGUUUCUACUCUUUACCAACCAGCAGCAACACCGGAGCUCCCAUGGUCGAAAAAUCAUGGAGGGAUCGGGCGACGGUUCUCCGCAAUCGUCAAUGUGCAUGGUGAAGGCGGCCGAGCUAUUCCCCAAGCCGGUUCUCGAGAAGGAAGAAGAAAGCUUAACCGCACGCUUCACGUACCUGGACGGUGAAUCGGUACGAUACCUCGGCCAGACUGAUGACGGUAUCCUAGCCCUGUCCAACUACAGACUGUUCCUGCAGAAGAGCAGCACCGGCGCGGAGGUGUCCGUCCCGCUCGGGCUGAUCGAAUCGACGCAGGUGCGCGAUCUGUUCCAUCUGAUCGUCAACUGCAAGGAUGCCAGCACCGUGAAAUGUUCAUUCUCCACAUCAGAACAGUGCAGCGAGUGGCAUCGACGAAUAUCGCUGUCGAUCGGUGUACCGGAAACGCUCGAAGCCCUGUUUGCGUUUCCGUUUCACGCGUGGGCCUCGGAGUCGCCGACGCUUAACCAGGACAACGAGUGGGCCGGUCGGUUGCAGCGUGACGGCUCGCUGGAUGACGACUUCCGGCGGGAAGCGGAAAGGUUGCAGUUCGAUCUGCAGGGUGCGUGGCGCAUCAGCCAGGCGAACGCGGACUUUAAGCUGUGUCCGUCCUACCCGCGGCUGCUGCUGGUGCCGGCCUGCAUUUCCGACGACACGCUCCAAAAUGUGGCCAGCUUUCGGAGCUCGCGUCGCAUUCCGGCCGUGGUUUGGCGCCACCAGCGCACCGGGGCAGUGAUCGCGCGCUGCAGUCAACCGGAGGUCGGGUGGCUCGGGUGGCGCAACUCGAAGGACGAGCAGCUGCUGAAGGCACUCUCGGACGCGUGCUCCUUCGACCGGGGCACGCAGGAUCGGGCCAGCGAUGGGACGCGCCGGACGACAGCGACGACACGCACCCGGCACAGCUCGGAGGCGUCGAGCGAAAACAGUCCGCCGGCGAGCCCCGAGGGUAGCCACGAGGAGGUCGAGAUGGACGAGCCGAAAAAGAUCCUCAUCGUGGACGCACGCUCGUACACGUCGGCCGUCACGAACCGGGCGCGCGGCGGUGGCUGCGAGUGCGCCGAGUACUAUCCGAGCGCCGAGAUACAGUUCAUGAGCCUCGGCAACAUCCACGUGAUACGGAAAAGUUUUCACGCGCUCCGACAGCUGUGCGCCUCGCAGGCGGACAUUCCAAACUGGCUCGGGUUGCUGGAACGCACACUGUGGUUGCAGCAUCUAUCGGGACUGUUGGCCGCGUCGAUGGUCGUCUGCCAUGCGAUCGAGCGCAGUGGUCGGCCGGUGCUGGUGCACUGUUCCGAUGGCUGGGACCGCACGCCGCAGAUCGUUGCCACGGCCCAGCUUUGCCUCGAUCCGUACUACCGCACGAUCGAGGGGUUCCGGGUGCUGGUCGAGCGGGAGUGGCUCAACUUUGGCCACAAGUUUGCCGACCGCUGUGGCCACGGGCCGGGAUCGGAUGAGACGAACGAACGGUGCCCCGUGUUUCUGCAGUGGCUCGACUGCGUCCAUCAGAUCCACCGUCAGUUUCCGUGCAGUUUUGAGUUCGACAUGGGCUACCUGAUUAAACUAGCGCAACAUUCGCACUCGUGCCUGUUCGGGACGUUCCUCUGCAACACGGUGAAAGAGCGGCAGGAAAACAGCGUCCCCGAUCGGACGUUCUCCGUGUGGCCGUUCCUGUCGGGGCCGAUCUACAAGAAUCACCUGUACAUGCCGAACCGCGAGCGUGUCCUGUGGCCGGCGCACAACGUACGCGACCUGCGUCUCUGGACCGAGGUGUACCUUGGCAGCUGGGGCGGUGGUCAGCAGCAGGCCAACCCCUCGGAGGACUAUCCGGGAGCGGUUGGGUCCGGCUCUACCAUGACGACGGUUCCGGUCGGCGCCUCGAACGGGGCCGACAAUGCACCGCUCACGGGUGCUGACGUGAACGGCGCAAUAGUAAACGGUACCGCCGCGAACGGUGGUCCCUCUGUCCCGCAAGCUGCAGGCCAGGACGGGCUGAACGGUUCCAUGACAAAAACCCGUUCGUACAGUGAUAUCAAGGAGGCUACCAAUAGUGUGGCUGGUGGCGUUGGUGGCUUGGCACGGCGAUCCAGUGACCCAAGCAUGAGCGUCGAUCCCUCAAGCAUUCUCAGUGGAAGCUCAGGGUGCACGCUCAAGCAGCUGGCUCAGCAGGAGGACAGCUUGACCGAUUCAAACUUCUCUUCCGAUCGCGAAUCCUCGCCUCAGCCUCUAUUGCUCGACGACCACCAUGGUGGUGGCAUGCUGCUACAUCCCGGAUUGACCUCCAGUCUCGCCUCCGCCAGUUCCUUUAGCAUUCAGCACGCUACUCAAAAGUUACAAAGUCUUACCAGAGAACUAAACCAAUCGGACGAGGAGCUCGAAAGCAGCAUCAUUGGGAAGCGCCCCACGAUGGCGACCGAUGGCGAUUUACCUGCCCCACCUUCCACCACUUCUAGUCUCUUUGCGAACGGUGGUGGGCUCGACGGGAUCGUAUCGAUGGCCGCAUCCGCUGCGGCCGCUACCAUUAUCCCCACGGCCACGACCGUCACGGCGACCGAAAGUAGUUACCGCUUCCAGCCGAUUGUUCCCGAACUGCCAACUGUGCCGACGAUCGUGCGCAGAGGCAGUAGCCCACACGACCGUUGCUCCCCAGUUCCGCUCCCAAGUUUGGCACCAGCACCACUGCAACAAAAGCGGCUGUCGGUGGAUGAUAUUGAUGAAAAUACCUCGCGCAUCAUCAAGAUUGAAAAUUACCGUACGACCAUCGGUUACGACAUACCGGACGGUGGUGGUGGUGGUGGCGGCAUCGGCGUUGGUGGCAUUGGAGGACUAGGAAUCCGUACUACGGUGGGACGCCCGGUGACCAACGAGAGUGAUUUGAUGAUGGAGAGUGUCGACCUCAGUUCCUCCGGUGGAAGCAGUUUUGUGGGCGGACCAUUGGCAGCCGAUCCAUUGCUGCUUUCAUGUUCACCGAAUUCUUCAGAAUUACCGUCUGCAUCCGUGACGUUCGAGCAAAGCGCUUGGCAUGGUUCCAUCGAAACCAGCACCGAUACGCUGGUGCCGAUAGAUCAGUAUCAACCACUGACCACCCAAACACUGAGCGAUGUAGCAGACGAAGAAGUGCGGUAUGUUCACGAAAGUCGACGAAAGGAAUCGCUGGACGCAGGUGAACUACGCAGCAGAGAGGGUAGUAUUAGCUUAGCUAGCAGCGGAAGAACCGGUUGUAGUGUGAGGCGUGUCAGCGGGGAAAGGCUGAUGGCGAAUGGCGAAUUUGGAACGACUGUGGCACCAAAGGACGGAUCCUCUGGUGGGGGUAGUUACUAUACGGCAAAAACUCAGACUGAUGAUAGCAAUGGAUGUGAUUUUAAUAGUGAUAGUCAGCAUUACGAUAGGAAAUUAUCAAACCAAUCAUCGUCGCUGUUUACCGCACGGUCGUACAACGCCAGCAGCAGCGCCGCGGUACCGAACGAUCAGCCGGACUAUCUGGCCGAUAAGCACAUUACUGAAGAUCGAACUAGCGGAAGCGAUAGUACAAUGUUGCGAACAACGGCAGCUCACAUCACUAACAGCAGUUCCACUGCUGGCGUUAGCAAGCCGAAAACGAACACGACCCCGUCGGUGCGGCCAACACCUCCCGCGAUGCUAAGCUCGAUGAUGAUGAUGGACGAAAGCAUCUUCAUUCAGCCGCAGUUUCAACAGCUCGAAAUCAAUGGCGUCGGCAAACAUCACCCACCCGCGAAUGCCGACGACGUUUGCCGUGCGGGAUCAAUGUUGCAGCAACAGCAACAAAAGGAACGGCGACGAAGAAACUCAUCCAACUCGAAGGCUGAUCUUAUGAGCCCGAACAAACCAAUCAACGGAAGUAUAUCCCCAAGUGCCACACACUCUCGAUUUUCGACACCGGGCGCACGGUCACUGCCACUGACACCACCGAGUGUACCGUAUGCAGCCGACCGACCGCCCGUUGCCACCUUCUCGUGCCCGGAUGGGUUAGCGCACGCACUGUCCGAACAAAAUCUGCGACUCCAGCAGAUCGUCUACGAACAUCGGCUACGGGAAGAAGCUUUACAACGCGAACUAUACGCCACGCGGCUAGCGUUACUGAAGAAGACCUGUCAGCACUGUUGCAGCAGUGUUCAGCAGCAUUACGGCAAUGAUGAUCCGAUGGUUGAUUCGAUGAACGAAAACGCAUCGAACUGUUCGUGGGAAGCGGUCGAUGACCGUAGUGCUCCAUCGUCCGGGGCGAAUUCAUCGCAGCAGAUGCAGUACAGCAGCAGCGGCGUGGGCAGUACGAGCGUCCUCUGGGUUCCGGACCACGCCGUGACGCGGUGCACCUCGUGCCAAACGGAGUUCAGUCUGUGCCGCCGGAAGCACCACUGCCGCUCGUGCGGACAGAUCUUCUGCGCCGAAUGUUCCGAGUUUUCCGCUCACCUCCCCGACGACCGGUUCUAUCAGCCGGUGCGGCUCUGCGGUCCUUGCUAUCAGCGAAUUUCGAUCAUCACGGCGAUGCCAGCGCCCGUCUCCUCGUCUUCCUCCUCCUCUGGCCAAAUGCAGACUACCACCAGCGGCGCGAUAACGUCGAGCAACGGUACGAUGAACGGUGGAAGCAUCAUCGCUGGCGGAUUCCAGCGAUCCUUCGGGGGGCUACCGCUAGCAAUGGCAUCGGCCAACAGUACUAGCACCGCCGGCAACCCGCUCCAUUCGUUGGUGGCCGAAUGUAAACAUCAUGUCGCCAUCAACGGAGUGGGCGCCGUUGGUGAGGGCAGCAGGGUCGGUGAGAACUGUUGUAAAACCAAUGCAACGGCCACCGCGUCGAAUUAGAAUCGUAACAAGCAGGGCAUUCGCUUCCUGCGUCCCUAAAUACGCGUGCGAAUAUGUGAUCGUGGCUGCGACAUGCCAAACCGUGGGGUGACGGGGAUACAAGGGAUACAGGAAGAAACACGGGAACACACACAGACAAACCAACUAUCGGGGACGGGAUUCUUGCAGAAUAGUGUCGUUAAUCUUUUACUUAUUUUAUUACUCUCUUUUAUGACAAACUCAUACCGCUGUGCAUAACGUGCAUCAUCACCAGGUGGCGCCGUUUGGGUUUUGCUACACCACAAUGUACGUUCUUUGUUGUUCACUUUUUAGCUAUAAUAAGUUAACGGAAAGAGAAAUACAGCCACCGGGUUGUUGCUAUUUUUGCUGUGUUGUAACACUCGCUCGAGCGUAACUUUAUUGUACGUUUGAUAUCGGAGCCUAUUUUACGGAUUGGGGUGGAGUGCAGGGCAGACUAUGAUCAUACAAAGAGAAGUGCACAUGUGUAAAUUGCAUCGAAGUUCACCUAGGGUUACCGCGAUACCUUGACAACAGUACUACCUAAUACUACUACCUGCAUGCUGUUUGUGAUUCAGUUAGGGUGAAGGAAGCAGUUGCCGGCGGCGUAUGUUGUUACUUUUGACCGUUUUGAUUAGAACAUCAUCAAUCACCAAAACAAGAGCGAAAGCCACGCUGCUGCUACAGGGUCUGCGGUCCGCGUUUGCAACACCGGCAGGGGAUUUAUCGAGUUUUAAAGCGAAUGUAUCUGGAGCGAGAUAGAUAUGAACUGUUGUUGUGUAAAUCACUCCGCCGGGGAACGUGUUGAAAUCUUCUACUUCUGAGAUGUUAUAUCACUAAGCUACGGUGUGUUUCAAAGAAAAUGGGCCAUUGUUGGCCCUUCGUUCAGGGGCUCACAGAGGUGACUGAAUAAAAACUGAUCUAUUUUAAAGGGAAAUACAGAGGGAAUCAAUGUCCAUGUUAGCUAAGACAUUGAGCAGUCUCGCAUCAUAGACAUAGUCACUGGGUCAGAGUCAAAGAGAUCGAUUUUUGUAUUCCCAAAAGCUACACAUUCGUCACUAGCAGCGCCCCAAACACAGUCCCGCGCCGAGCAGCAACAGGAGACAUUAAAACGGCAUCAUAUUUAGCACCAGCGAAAAAAAAUGCGCUUGAGAGUGGCGCGCCGCAAAACGAAACCAACAAACAAACAAAAACCUAUACCGAAAGCAAUGCAUACAAUAGAGAGAUACUGAUAUUAUUCAGCAUAGCUAACGAACGCAAAAAGGGUAAUUAAUAUAAUGAUUCAAAAACAGAAAAUAACAGAUUAGAUUGUGGACAUGAAAAUAUAUAUGCUUGUAUAUUAGUAACUUAAAUGGAACAGGGCAAAAAAUACACGCUAACUUAUAACCGGUUUUGCAACCGCCUAGUAGUGCGCGCGCGAUACGACUACAGCGACGAACUUAGAGCAGGUUAGCGGCAGCAGGAACUAGUAACGUGUAAUACUACGCGAUCAAAGUUAGAAAAUAGCCAUCACCUUUUAGGCUGGAACAGUAAAUCCGUGUUUUAUUUUUCACGUCAUGCCCACAGCGUCAUGGCCAAUUCCGGCAAUUCUACACUGUGUUGCACCUUAGCGCCUCUCAGAUUUAAGUACUUUUACACAAUUGAAUUAUAAACAAUGGGAACCAUUCAGAUUAGUGUCACCGCCGAAGGUGUGGAGAACGACAACACUGCAGCGGUGUUAAAAGUUUCAACACACCGCCCCCCCCCAGCAUCACUAUCGGUAGUGUAAUAGUUGUAACGCAACCACAAAAUAGUGAAAU
Messenger RNA from Anopheles cruzii, 7006 nucleotides. Its product is annotated as myotubularin-related protein 4. Gene Ontology annotation, biological process: regulation of autophagy; dephosphorylation. The coding region runs from base 351 to 5210 and encodes 1619 amino acids. The transcript has 12 exons. The record is from RefSeq and is a predicted model, not a curated record. Gene Ontology annotation, molecular function: metal ion binding; phosphatidylinositol-3,5-bisphosphate 3-phosphatase activity; protein phosphatase binding. Lineage: Eukaryota; Metazoa; Arthropoda; Insecta; Diptera; Culicidae.